AUGGCCGGAGUGGCCGCCCCGGGAUUGCUAGUAGCAUCCCCCUGUCGUCCGGCCGUUGCCGGAGCACUGGAGGAAGUCUCCUUGUACAUGCGUGCGCAUGAGCAGCUGUUAAGUUUCAAGUGCGCCCGAUCAUCCGCUCGAUAUCUGCUCCAGGCCGGGGUGGUCUUGCGAAGUGCAUUUUCUUUGGGAGCGAGGGCUGCGUGUUGUGCCCAGUGUGUUGGAAUGGCUCGCAGCCUCCAGAUGUUUUCCGAUCGAGCCGAUAGAGCCUGGGCCAGGCUGCCCAGUCAGUCUGUACAGCUCCCUUGGGAGGUCAGUUUCCAGUCGUGUUUGGAGCUUCCCCUCUCCCUCAAUUUUGAGCGCCCCGCAAGAGUCCGAGUGCCGGAGAGGAGCGUGGUCCCCGUAGAGACCAAGAAGCCGCGCGUCGACGGCCAGUCGGUGCUGUCAGUGGCAGUGAAGGUCUCCGCCAAACCUUGGCACGAAGAUGACCGACGUGGAGCAGCGCUGUUCCAGCUCCAGGCCAUCGUGGAAGGAUGGCAGGAUGCGUUUGGUAUUGUCGCGCUCUGCCGUGCAGACGCCAAUGGCACGCUGGACUUGGACGAGCUGUCGUACAGCAUAGCCAGCGCCUGUGCGCAUAAUAAGGCCACCGGAACAAUAGUCCGCAGACUUUCUUCCCUUAACCAUUUCGUAACGUGGGCCGACUCCGUUCAAGCUUCGCCCUUCCCAGUGACGGAGAGAGUCUCCUGGAUGUACCUCACCCACUUGGACCGUUCCGAGGCGCCGUGGUCGAAACCCGGCGGGUUCACUCAGUGCGUCAACUGGUGUCGAGGCGUCCUCGGUCUGAAAGUCGAGGACUACAUGACCUCGAGCCCUCGCAUUGUGGGCCUUUGCAAAGGCUUCGAGGCCAAGGCUCCUCCGCCCCGCCGGGCGCCUGCUCUGGCUGUGGAAGAAGUCAAGUUCCUCGAGGGUGCCGCGGCCUUCGCUGACAAUGCUCCCGACUGCGUCAUUGCGGGUGCGCUAUUGUUUAUGAUGUUCAGCUGCGCCAGAGCCAGCGAUGCGGCUAGGAUGGUAACUCUUGAGGUCGACUUUUCCGACCCAGACGAGUCCACCGUGUGGAUAGAGGGCUCCGUCUCCAGGAGCAAGACGGCCAUGGGGGCCAGAGCACGCCUGUUGUUACCACUUCUGGCGCGGGUCUCCCUCGGCCUUUCGGUCAAAGGCGCUAUCGAUAAGGGUUCUCUGAUCCCGCAUUUCGGGGAAGAUGGCGUCCCCACCGGAAACGCCGUGUCUUCGCAGCAGAUCACUAAGUGGUUGCGCGGCAUUCUGGCAGAGGUCUCCCCGGACUCUUCCCGUCUCUCCAGCCACAGCCUGAAGGCCACGGGCCUGACGUGGGCCGCGUCGGCCGGUGUCGCCCUAGACACGCGGCGCUUGUUAGCACACCAUGUGCAUGACAGUCCGCGUAGCACGGAGACCUACAGCCGAGACGUUCUCGCGCCGGCGGCGCGCGUUUUCGAGGAAGUCCUCCUCGCCAUCCGUGAUGGCGACUUCGUGCCUGACAACCCUCGUGGGAGUCAAAUUAGGACUAGACAGCGUGUUUUGGCCUUCAACAAACCAGAUCCAGUCGUGCCGGAGGGAGCUCUGCGUCGGAGUUCGAAUGUUCCUCCCGACCUGGACAACGAGGUCUCAGCAGCUGCGUCGGCCGAGCAGCCGGCGCCCGAGCACAUGACUGAUACCACAGAUAGCGAGUCGGACCGACUCAGUGAGGAGGACAUGCCGACAGAUCCCCCUUUGCCCGGGAACCGUGCCCGCCGCGAGGCAGUGGCAGCUCUGCCACCGUGGUGCCAGUCCUUCAUGCACGCUGUCAGUGGCUGCCUCCACGUUCAAGGGGUCGAGAUGCGAAAUCGUCUUCUUUGUGGGCGGACGUUGUCUGACAGGUACGUUACCAGCGACGUUGUUGAACUCGAAGAGGGUCGUCCCCAUUGCAAGCAGUGCUGGACCCACUCAAGCUUGCAGGCCAUGGUUUGCCUGGUUGACAGCAAGGCCGAGUUUAAAAGCAGAGCCGAAGACUUGCUCGGGAGCGACCCCUUCAAAAAUCUGGUGAAGGAGAACGUGGAGUCCUUUGCCGCCCUUGCGUUCUCUGUGGCCGAUCAGCCCAACCAUAUUGACGAUAGCAAGCUGGAAGAUCUGGCGAAAAAGAUCUUUCCGGAUUUGAAGGAUCGGGGCGACCCCGAGGCGUCCAGCAAGAAGCACUUGCCCAGCCACGAGAGAGAACACAAGAGGAAAGAGCAAGUUGCUCGCCUCACUGGGGUCCUCCUGGAAGGUGACUUGGAGCCCUCUAACGGUCUCGUAGACCGCGCGGCGGCUAUGUUGCACGACGGCCUCGUGCGUUACAUUCCGCCGUCCGCAUGCGUGAGUCGCGAUGCAGAGGUCGCCGCCGUGCGGCGGGACAAGGAGUUCUUUGCCAUCGAGAAUGGCGAGCUUACCCUGAAGAAGAAGGACAAUGUGUUCAAUGCGGACGUAGCAACCGACUUCAAGCUGCAGCAGGCUUUCACCAGGAGAGGUGUGGCCCUAGACCGCGUCGGUCUGGUCUCCUUCACGAGCGCAAUUAUCAAGGCCGACAAAGAGCUCUGGACGCUGUUGUCCCGAGAGUGUCGUGACGGGUGCAAGCCCAACGCAGCAGGCGUGGCUCCUUUGGCAGAUGGCCGGGGCCGCGAGUGGACGAAGGGCAGAGGCGCUGGCAAAGGAACUGCGCCCCUUUUCAGCCGCAUGACGAUCACGGCAGACGUCACUGCAAUGGAUUCAACCUGGAGGACCACGGGGCAGGGAACUGCCCGGCAAACAAGAAGCGUGAGUGACUAUCCCAGAAAGAAGGGCGUUCCCUUCUCAAAGAUGUCCUGGACCGGCCAGGAUUUUCGUGACAGGGCACGCGUUCGUGCCGCGAACAGCCUCGUAGAGCUGAUGUCCUCCUGGUGCAGACACUUGUCCGCAAAAGGGGUCUGCUGGAGUAUUGAAAAUCCCACUAAUAGCUUGAUUUGGCUUUUCCCUGGUUUGAGUGGGCUCGUGGCCAACUCUCACGUUGUCACGCUGCAUGCGUGCAUGUUUGGGAGUACCCGGCGGAAGAGCACCAAGUUGGUGUCGAACCGCUCUUGGUUUCGUCGGACAGCCGUGCUGUGCUCUGGAGACCAUGCCCAUGAGUCAUGGGGUCAGGUCACGCAUCAAGGGGAGCGUGUUUGGUCGACCUCUCUUGAGAGUGCCUACACGCCCCAGCUAGCCAAAGCGUGGGCGUCCUGCGCCGGGGCGGCUGUCAAGGACGUCCUGGAAAGAGCCCCCGUGGGGCGGAAGCGUGCAUUCAAGGCGCUGUGCGAGCCGGACUUCACUGUCAAGGUCACACUAAAGGGCGACGAUGCCGCACGCUUCUUCAGCUUUUUUCCGCCCUGCAAGAUUCCGCGCAACUGGGACCACUGGCCUAAAGGGUCAAAGCUCCUGGAGAUCGACCGCGAGGGUGCGACCGCGUCGGUCGCCAUCCCUUGCUCGCCGGAAGCCUGGUGCAGACAGGCCUUAGAGCUACCAAGCCCGCGUAGGGCGCGCUGUGUCCUCCCUCCCGAGAUGCUCGUAGCUCUCGCGGCCGAUGCCGCCGAGGACACCAUUAAGCUUGCAAAGUCACGUACGGAGGCGUCCCGUGACCUCCUUCGAGUUUGUAAGGGUUCCGUGAGCCGGGAGACGGCCCUCCGUGAAGGUCUCGACCCCGAAGUCAACCACGUCACUUCCAGCAAGAUGUCUGUGGCUCUGGAACUCUUGUUGCGCGAAGUGGGUCACGUCGACCCGGACGUCGCGGAGUCCGUUAGGCUAGGCUUUCCCCUCGUGAAUUGGCUCCCCGUUACGGGGUUGUGGGAUGCCGACGUUCGGCCCCCCGAACUUACGGCCUCCGGUCUCCAACGAAUGUCCGAAGAAAUUUCUCGACGGUGCGUAAACGGUCUCUGCCGGUACCGUGACCGAGCGACUGAGCGUGCUGUCUGGGCCGAGAAGAACAGGCCUAUCGACAACUUUAAAGCCAGCCUGGUCAACUCAGCCUGUGGUGUGCAGGAGAAGGUUCAGAUGAUGGACGGGAUCGACGAGAUAGUCGAGGCCUGUCUGUCCUGGCUUCGUUUUCGUCUGCCGGGGAGCCCCCCUGAGCGCAUCCUCGGUCGUACCUGGGAUCUAAAGAGCGCUUAUAAGCAGCUCGCCGUGCGAGCCGACCACAAGCACUUCGCCAUCAUUUGCGUCAUGGACCCUGAGGCAGACGUUGUCCAAUACUGCCGCUUGCACAGCCUGCCCUUUGGGGCAGUUGCAGCCGUGCAUGCUUUCCUGCGGUGCAGCGAAGCAUUAAAAGCCAUAGCAAGGAAAAAGUUUUUCAUAGCUAUGACCUCCUUUUUCGAUGACUUCACGGUGCUGACGUCUGCAGCAAACGCGGCCCACGUUGAGGUCGUUGUCUCCUCAAUGUUCAAGAAACUGGGCUGGCGCGUAGCCACAGAGGAGAAGAAGAAUCGCCCCUUCUCCGAGGUUUUCGACGUUCUCGGAGUCCGAGUGGACUUGUCCCAGCAGUCCGUGGGUGUGGUACAGGUCAGCAACACGCCUCAGCGCGUCGCUGAGCUUAAGGCAGUGGUGGCUGUCGGGGACGUUUCCCCGGCCUCCGAAGCCUCGCAUCCUCUGACUGACGUCCAGCAGGCAGCUUUGGACUUCAUUGAGCAACGCGUCCUGGAUGGGACACCGCCAAAGCCACACGUGGGAAACGAGUUUGACACAUCCCACUCGCUCAUCGAUAACGAUGCCGCUAGAGCGUCCCUAGCCCGCAGUUUCACACGGAAAGAAGAGGGCGCAGCGAUAGUGUUUCAGGCUGUGGAAGCGGAGGAGCGUCUCAACAUCAACGCUUGCUUCUUGAGGGUGCCCACCUCUAGCAACAUUGCGGACGGGCCAAGUCGCGGGGUUUUCGACACGAUCCUCCGUCUUGGGGGUCGUAGGAUCCCCCUGCCGUGCGGGGCGAUACGCAGCGCGUUGGGCCUCUCAGGAGCUGUCUAA
This is a messenger RNA of Symbiodinium natans, 5049 nucleotides long. The record is from the annotation of a GenBank genome assembly. Lineage: Eukaryota; Dinophyceae; Suessiales; Symbiodiniaceae.